This is a messenger RNA of Zonotrichia leucophrys gambelii, 7740 nucleotides long. RefSeq names its product synaptic vesicle glycoprotein 2B (gene SV2B). The transcript is spliced from 13 exons. Gene Ontology annotation, cellular component: synaptic vesicle membrane; neuron projection. Bases 808 to 2892 code for a protein of 694 amino acids. Lineage: Eukaryota; Metazoa; Chordata; Aves; Passeriformes; Passerellidae. Gene Ontology annotation, biological process: chemical synaptic transmission; transmembrane transport. The record is from RefSeq and is a predicted model, not a curated record. Gene Ontology annotation, molecular function: transmembrane transporter activity.
GAAGAAAAAAAUUCCCUCGUGUAAUGAAGAACUCUGCUAGAGAACUGCAACACUUAGACUCUGGGCUGGAUUUUAUUACCGUGAUGAAAUUACACAAGCAUUGCCUCUCUCUCCCUGUCCGCUGUGCAGCUCCUCGCUCUCUCCGCUGCCUCCUCUCGCUCCGCAGCCGGGCUGGGGAGCGCAGGGAAGCAGGUGGGACGCGCUGGGCUCCCUCCCUCCCAUCGCUGGGGCUCCUGGGCUGGCAUCCCCGCGGCUGCAUCAUUGGCAUGCGGCGCUCGGCAGGACUGCAUCAGUGCUAGAGGAGAUGCGAGCGCAGAGCCGCGCACCGCCCGCACCGCCCGCAGCGCCCCGGGGCCGCGCCAGGUAAGGGACAGGGGCUCCUCUGGCCCCCGGAACGCAGGGACAGCCGCGGCAGGGAAAAGGAACUCAAACAAAAGGACAUGACCUUCAGCACCACAAUGAAUCAGGAAAAACCUGUCAAGUCCUCCUAGCUCCCCGGCUGUGCAAUUUGCUCUUCCCUCGCUGUUCCCCAGACAGCAGCUUUUCUCACCCAAGGCACAGGAGCCAGCGAGUCACAAAUGACAGCUGAAAAGUGAAGCAUUACCAAAAGCUGUGUGUGGCUCUGUCAAAGAGAACCUUUAUAUAUAAUUCUCCUUCCUUCCAAGCUUGGGAAGCUGUGUAUCCCAUCAGUUCCAAAGAGCAGAGAGAGGAUAUGUUCAAGUAACCGACACCAGGAAUUGCACAAACCCACACCCAUUUCAGAAUAUCUCCACAGUGACCUGCAGCAUUUAGAACUCUCUGUUCAGAAUGGAUGAUGGAUAUAGAAAUACAAACCAGGUCUCAGAUGACUACAGGUACCAGGAUGGCAGCUAUGACACACCCAACGAUGGCUACUACCGGGGCGGGGAUGAGCCCGCGCAGGACGAGGAUGCCCAGAGUGAUGUCACAGAAGGCCACGACGAGGAUGAUGAGGUCUAUGAGGGGGAGUACCAAGGGAUCCCACACCCAGAUGACAUCAAAGAGAAGCAGAAGAAGCGAGCCCCUGCCGUGGAUGAUGAGUACAGAGACCGUGCUGACCUCAUGGCCGAGAGGAUGGAGGACGAGGAGCAGCUCGCCCACCAGUACGAGAACAUCAUUGAGGAGUGUGGUCACGGACGCUUCCAGUGGACUCUCUUCUUUGUUUUAGGAUUGGCACUGAUGGCAGAUGGGGUGGAGGUGUUUGUGGUUGGAUUUGUUCUUCCCAGUGCUGAGAAGGAUAUGUGCUUGUCCAGUUCCAACAAAGGGAUGCUGGGCUUGAUAGUCUACUUAGGAAUGAUGGUGGGGGCUGUCUUGCUGGGUGGCCUUGCUGACAAACUGGGAAGGAAGCAAUGCCUCAUCAUAUCACUUGCAAUCAAUGCUGCCUUUGCGUUCCUCUCCUCCUUCGUCCAGGGAUACGGAUUCUUCCUCUUCUGCCGCCUUAUCUCAGGCCUCGGUAUUGGGGGCACCCUCCCCAUCGUGUUUGCCUAUUUCUCUGAAUUCCUGUCUCGUGAGAAGAGGGGGGAACACCUGAGCUGGCUUUGCAUGUUCUGGAUGAUUGGUGGCAUUUAUGCUUCAGCAAUGGCUUGGAGCAUCAUCCCACAUUACGGCUGGGGGUUCAGUAUGGGAACCAAGUACCACUUCCACAGCUGGAGAGUCUUUGUGCUGGUGUGUGCCCUGCCCUGCAUCGCCUCCCUGGUGGCGCUGAAAUUCAUGCCUGAAAGCCCACGGUUUUUGCUGGAGAUUGGUAAACAUGAUGAAGCUUGGAUGAUUCUCAAGCAAGUCCAUGACACCAACAUGCGUGCCAAGGGCGAGCCAGAGAGGGUGUUUACGGUUUCCUAUAUCAAAACCCCAAAGCAAGUAGAUGAAUUUAUUGAAAUCCAGAGCUCAACAGGGACCUGGUACCAGCGGUGGCUGGUCAGAAUCACGACUACUUUAAAACAGGUCUGGGACAACGUGCUAUACUGUUUAACAGCCCAGUACAGGAUGAACACACUGAUGCUGGCUGUGGUUUGGUUUACAAUGGCCUUAAGUUACUAUGGCCUUAUUGUCUGGUUCCCUGACAUGAUCCGCUAUUUCCAAGACGAGGCGUAUGAUUCCCGGGUGAAGAUCUUUGAUGAGGAAGAAGUGUCCCAUUUCACCUUCAAUUUCACCCUGGAAAACCAGAUCCAUAGAAAUGGGGAAUACAGGAACGACAAAUUUAUUGGCAUGAAAUUCAAGGAGGUGAGAUUUGAGGAUUCAUUAUUUGAGGAUUGCUACUUUGAAGAUGUGAGAUCCACUGAGACCUUCUUUGAAAACUGCACCAUCAUCUCUACUGUCUUUUAUAACACCGAUCUCUACGAACACAAAUUCAUCAACUGCAGGCUCAUCAACAGCACCUUCAUGAAGGAGAAGGAAGGCUGCCACAUCGACUUUGAGGAGGACAAUGAUUUCCUCAUCUACCUGGUCAGCUUCCUGGGCAGCCUGUCCGUGCUGCCAGGCAACAUCAUCUCUGCUCUGCUCAUGGACAAAAUCGGGAGGAUAAAGAUGAUUGGCGGCUCGAUGCUGAUCUCUGCCGUGUGCUGCUUCUUCCUGUUCUUCGGGAACAGCGAGUCGGCGAUGAUCGGCUGGCAGUGCCUCUUCUGCGGGGCCAGCAUCGCCGCCUGGAACGCCCUGGAUGUCAUCACCGUGGAGCUCUACCCCACCGACAAAAGGGCAACAGCCUUUGGCAUCCUCAACGGGCUUUGCAAGUUUGGUGCCAUCCUGGGGAACUCCAUCUUCUCCUCCUUCGUAGGGAUAACCAAGGUGGUUCCCAUCCUCCUGGCCUCCUCCGCCCUGGUUGGGGGUGGCCUGCUGGCUCUGCGCCUGCCAGAGACUCGAGAGCAGGUCCUGAUGUGAGCAGCAGAGGCCGUGGGGGCUUGCGGGGGGUGGGGGCAGAUGUAGGAGAAGAACAAAAAAGAGCCAUGUCUGGAAAACCCAAAACGUUCAUUCUGUGCUGUUCCGUCGGCACCUCAAAGCAAGGGGAAGAAGAACAAAGAACAACCCGCAGGGAUUUAAACAAAACCAUCGUUCCUGACCUUAUUACAGCCACGACUGGUGCAUGCAGCCCCCACACGCCCCUUGCAGAGCUUGGGAGCCCCCCCUGUCCCUGUCCAUCCCCCUGCAAGGACACCAGAGGCAGACAGCAGCUCCGUGCCCGCGUGGAGGACAGGCAGGAGGACAGACCCGACCCUCCUGCCCUGCCCAGCUGGAACCCCGGCCCUGCCCAGCCAUCUAGCUGUGCUCAGGCACACAGAGCAUCCAGGGAGGGCAGGUAACACACCUGCUCCAGGUGAGCUCCAGCCAUAGGGCUAACAGUGGCAGAUGUGGCCACUGGCCCCAGCUGUUUUGAUUUUGGGAUUACCACUCCACCCUGGAAGAGUGAGAGUCCUGAUUCAUCGAGGAUGUGAGGGUGGGUGCUCAGCUGUCUCAGAAGACUCAGAGCUUCAAAGCUCUUUACUGUCUCCACUUGGGCACAGGGAAUUACUAGACACUUUCUUGCUGUGGAAGAGAAAUAUAUAAACAAUUAUAUAUAUAUACAUAUAUUUGUGUAUUUACACCUACUUGCAAACUUACAUACACCCAUUGAAGUGAUCAGCUAUUAAAAUUUAGGAUUUCUAAUUUCUGCACCCUUUAGAGGAUUUUAAGAGUGGCACCAAAACCAAAUCCCAGUAAUUCAAGUUUAUCAGGAGUCAUGACCAACUCAGUGACACUUUGCUCUUUACAUCAAGAUACCAAAUAUUUAAAUGUCUUAGUGGCUGGGAAUAUAUAUUUCUAUAAUGAUUAAGAGGGUUUUUUCCUUACAGCUUUCACAGAGGAGAAAUUGAUAUGAUAUUGGAGCAUUCCACAAACCAAAUGUGUACAUAUUAUCCAGUGUAAAUAGGGGAUUUUUGCCUAAUACCUAGAGAAUGGUAACUGUGAAUUUACCAGCAUUUUAGCCAUAUUAUUUGAAGAAUAUGAUGCUUGAUUUUCUAAUAUACUUGGGUCUCAUUGAAACACUGUAAGCACAGUUACUUAAAGCCAUUUAACUUGUUACACAGGGAAUGCACACAGCAAGCUUUCACUGUACAGAACAUUAAAUUCCCCAUUAAGUGGCACAGUUUAGCUUGAUAUCCUGUGGAGAACAUUUCUGAAAUUUGUGUGCCCUUUUUAUCAUACCACUUAAGUCCUGUUGCACCUAGAGGCAAAGUGAGUUGUGUAUUUUGGGGUGUGUUUUCCUGGGAAACCAGAAGGAAAAGCACCCUGCUCAAUAACUCACCAGUGCUCACAAUGGAUGAGAUAACACUAAUUAUACCCUUUGCAACAAGCUCAGCAACAGAGCAGAAUUGAUCUGAAACCAACACAUAGUGCAGCUAAUUUGUCAAACCAAGAUAUUCUGUGACAUAAAAAAGUUCUUUUGUACUUUUGCUGGUGAUCUCAUUUACCUUUUGUUGGAUCUUUGUCAGGUUUUGUUUGUUUUCAUUUUUUUUGGUGAAUUUUUUUUUUUAAAGAAAACCAAGCAAGGCUAGGCUGAGAUCCUGCAGGAGUGAUGUCUCACAGCCCUGCCUUUGGCUGCACAGGCACAGCCCCUUGCACUUAGCCCAGGCUGCAGCUGUGGGACUCAGCGUGGUGCUGCUGAAGGACACAGCAGGGUCAGAUCACAAGCAGCAAAUCCUUGCCAAUGAGGCAAAAGCCUCUAAUGAGCAUCACUUUUAUCAUUGUGUCAAUCAGGGAUAAACACUCGUGGAUCAGCUAGGCUACAAUGGGCUGUUUUUGAGAGUUUUGACCUUUAUUCUGAGGUUUAUGAAAUUGAUGAAAUCACAAGCUGCUAUAAUAACUGAGCUUAUUAUGCAUCAUUUCUUCAUUUUAAGGGUAGAUUAGGCUUUUUUUAAUUACUAUUUAUUCUAUUUGUCUUCAAAACAGCAACGUUCCUUCUCUAAGGUAGGAGUGAAUGUAAUUAUGUCCUUUGGCAGCAGUUCACAGCUUCUGUUCAGAAUCACAGCCUAGAAUGUGGGUAUUUUCUCUAAGAAUAUCUGGUCCUUUUGCAUGAUGAGAAACAGUUUAAAUAUGUAUUUUAACACAAAAGGUCACCAUGACCUUUAGGUUUCAUCCAUUUUGUUGGGCUGUGCUUGCCAGUUGUCACAUUGCAACUGGACAGAGGGGGAGAAAUUUUGUUUCAUUUUCUGGAUUAUUCAUUUGUGCAGCUCUGAGGAACUAGAACCUAUUUGCCUAAAUAUUUAUUUUGCAUAACAUUCCUAUUUACAUGUCACCCAAAGCUCACAGCAAACCUGUUUGUGUUCUCCAUUGACAUUUUGCAGUGACAUUAAUGACAUCAUUUAUUUUGCAAAACUUCCCUGUUAAUUUCCAGAGAAGGAAGAAACUGAAAUCAUGAGGAGAUAGAAAUGGCAAGGUAAUAUUAGGAAAUAUUAUCCAAUAUUAGAAACCCUUCUUCCUUACAAAAUGGCUCUUUCACAGGCUGCUAAACCUUACCCCACAGACCAGCUGGGAUGAGGCAAAGAGUAAUGGGAUCUCAUUGUCAGUGUCACCUGGAAAUUCUUUGCACCCUAAAAUCCAUGGGUCAGUCACUUGAGGGCUAAAGGAAUAUUGGAUGUGUUGGGACAAGGCUCCUACCCCUGGACUGACCAGGGAGUUUGUGACCAACAGGAGAGAGCAACCACACAGAGAUAAAGGAUUGUUGUCCUCAGAUAAAGGACAACAGUGAGCAGAGAGGAAGAAAGGAAAAGCUGAGGAGAGCUCCCAUUACCCAGCUCAGACACACAGGGUUGGACUGAAUGGAUUGCCAUUAUUCUCAGCUGAAAAGCAGAGGGAAUGUGUGAGACCCUGGAGAUGGCUUGUCCUGGACAGUCCUGCUUUCUUCAGGGACAAAGAGAUCCAGGGCAGCAGCUCCAGCUCAGGCAUUGCAUUUGUGACACCUGGGCUGGCAUCUCCCACCCAGUUCAGUGGGGACAGGCUUAGCCAAUAUUUCCAAUGUGCUUAUUUGCUGUCCUUGCCAUGGUGUAAAUCAGUGUAGGUGUCACACUGCUCUCUCCAGAGCAGAACAGCAACUGGGUGCAGCCUCCUCUUCACUGGCUGGGGUUUGUUUUGGGCUCAGUUUCAAGCCUUGGCCACCUGCUAGGAUUAGCCUCAGUCACAGAUCCUUGAGCCUCAGGCAAGGGAAGAUUUCUCCUCAGGCACCUCCUCUGAUGGCUCAGCUUAAUUUCUGCUGUAAAAUCAGCAUUGUUCCUGCUGUUCAAGGGCAAACACAUCUCCCUCAGUUCCCCUGCCCAGAUCUGCCACAGUGACUGUCUCUGCCUGGGAUACACUGGACCAUCCACAGAAAAACCUGCUGACCACAGCUCCCCUGAUGGUCUCUGCACAGCACCAUCUCCAUGGAUUUGUGAACUUCACUGCAGCAGGGACACAGAGCAAGGACCAAGGCAGGGGACUUGCCUUAAAUCCCAAAGACCUCUUCUAGAGGACAGCUGGAUCUCCUCAUGCAGUGUGGCACAGCAGGACAGCCACUUAGCCAGGGACACUGUGGCAUGGGGAAGGUGAAUUUAGCAAGCCCAAACUGGCCUGAUGUGGCUUUGUGAUUCCAUCUGUACAGCACUGGACUGUGAGGGGUCCAUUGCUGAAUUUCUGAGCAUGCAGACACAUUUAUAGGAACACCAAGCACUGUUGAUACUAUUAUUAAAGACCAGUGGUAUUACAAUAAGAGUUCUGCCUGCUUGUGUUCCCUGUUGAUUUAGCAGGUUGUGGUAUUGUGAUUUAUUUACUCCAGCUGUGCAGGACAGCUCCUGUUGCUGCCUUUGGCUCUGCUACAUCCCAGAGGUGGUGGCUGCAGUGCUGGGUGGGGUGAGCCCCUCCUUGCCCAUAUCAACAUCACUCUUUGAAAUUCCUUGAAAUGCUCUGGGACUUACAAAAGGUGGUGUAUGGGAUCUUUUGGACUAUGAAGGGGGUCAGUCUUGGAAAACCCACAUCCAGUGCCAGAGGUUCUGCACACUGGGAAGGGCUCAGGCAUCCUCAUGUCCUUCAGUGACGCUGGAGAGGCACUGAGGGAUGUUCCCCAAGCCUGGGAGUGGUCCAGCCCCAAGGCUGCCUUCACAAAGGGGCACAGAGCAGGACUGCAUGGAGCUGAGCAUCAGCUCAUCUGCAUCCAUCUGCAGAUUCCAGGUCCCUUCCAGGUCCUGCUUUGAGACCUCCAACAGCAGAGUAUACUCUAAUGCUCUUAAGGAGUCCUUUUAUAUACCCUGCUCAUGUCCUUUGACUUCCCAAAGGAGUCACAAAAGCUGAGAGGAUAUUUUUAGGUUUAUUUGUAGAUUUGAGCCCUAUGUAUUUUAUUUUGCAUUAAGUUUCUCCCUCAGUUUCUCACUUUUAUAUUAGCAAAUGCUGCUUUUAGGAAGAUUCAAGCCUGGGAACUGUGAAGGAAACAAAAUGAAAUUAAUUUCUUUGCUGUAUGUGAUGCUAGUGCUGUAUAAAUGUACACACACUGCAAGUUCCACUGUAAAUAACACCUGGUGUCGUGCUUUAAUGGAAAGUUUCAUUUAGAUGUUCUGUCAACUCUGUGUGUGAAAUAGCCAAUUCCAGUCCCUUGGUUCCUUUUCUUCAUUUUAAACCUCCUUUUAUUUUUUUAUUUGAUCUGUGUCUGGUCGUCACUGGAAAUUGCAGCUGUUCCAAUGGAUUUGUUUUUGUUCUCUCUGUCACAUUAAAAGGCUGGAAGAAAAAGAA